CAACUUUUCAACCGCAGCUUGUCUUCCGUGAACUUCUUCCUCCCGCCAGCCUGUGCAAGACGACCAUAUUCGACAGCCAGCCACCAACAGACCGCAAAAAUGGGUAGAGGACCUAAGAAGCACCAGAAGCGCCUCAGUGCGCCCAAGCACUGGCUGCUGGACAAGCUGUCCGGCACCUACGCUCCCAAGGCCUCCGCCGGUCCUCACAAGGCUCGCGACUGCCUGCCCCUCAUCGUCUUCAUCCGCAACCGCCUCAAGUACGCCCUCAAUGGCCGCGAGGUCAAGUCGAUCCUGAUGCAGCGCCUGGUCAAGGUCGACGGCAAGGUCCGCACCGACACGACCUACCCUGCCGGCUUCAUGGACGUCAUCACCAUCGAGAAGACCGGCGAGAACUUCCGCCUCGUCUACGACACCAAGGGCCGCUUCACGGUCCACCGCAUCCAGGCCGAAGAGGCCGAGUACAAGCUCGGCAAGGUCAAGCGUGUCCAGCUGGGCCGUGGCGGUAUCCCAUUCUUGGUUACGCAUGAUGCGAGAACCAUCCGCUACCCUGACCCUCUCAUCAAGGUCAACGACACUGUCAAGGUCAACCUGUCCACUGGCAAGAUCGACGACUUUGUCAAGUUCGAGAUUGGUAACCUGGCCAUGGUCACUGGUGGUCGUAACAUGGGUCGUGUUGGUGUCAUCACCCACCGUGAGCGUCACGAUGGUGGUUUCAACAUUGUCCACGUUAAGGAUGCCAUUGACAACACCUUCGCUACCCGGGAGUCCAACGUCUUCGUCAUUGGUGCUGAGAAGCCCUGGAUCUCCCUGCCCAAGGGCAAGGGUGUCAAGCUUACCAUCGCUGAGGAGCGUGAUCGCCGCCGUGCUCACGCCAUCGCUGGUAACUAAAUGCUUGAUGAAAUUUCUGGGUCAAAGGGUCAAAGGCAAAAGGGUAUCACAAAAAGUGACAGCAUGGUCAAGGAGUUACGGACGUUACGGCUUUGAAUUUCGCUACGGUAGAUAGCAAAUACCCAACAGGUCGACCAGAUGUCGACGGGUCAAUCAAUUCUUGCAAACGUCCUACCAUCUCUCCCGAAGGCCCUGCUCCACCGCGCCAUGCUACGUUCUGGUCCACGACUUGGGUGCUUCUGAUCGCAGCCGAACCAGCCAAUGAACUACACACAUCCAGUGUCUCAUCCGGCUCCAGGGGUUCGAGGAAGGCCCACGAUAUGCGAGCGUGUCUCGGCCUACAGUCAGUGUCUCGCACAAGGGUCGCCCGGUAUGGUCGCCAGCUGGAUUUAACUUUGCAUUGAGCACACCAAGCAACCCUUCGCAAGCCGACGCCACCCCUCAAGUGUAAGAAGCAUGCAUUGAGCAUGCCGUCGCGUUGCAGUUGGGUGUAGUGAGGGGGAUCAGCAAUAGUUUCUGGAUGACGAGAGCGCAUGUGAAUAGGGUUGCUCAUCUCACGUCAACCCAUUUCCCCCCUUCCCAAAUGCCUUGCCCUACGCUAGAGUUGCAACGCAUGCUCGCUACAGGUGGCUCCUCACUCCUGACAGCAGAAUGAGCUAUGUAGGUACGCGGAGACAAGUUCGUCUGUGCCAGGGGGCGCAGGGACGGACGUGUACUGCAGCGUACAGGCGAGGCGGGAAGAGAAGGCGGUCUCGAUGUGGAUGGGCGGGAGGUUACCGCCUCAGCUUACCUCACUUUACUUUGAUUACUUACCCCUCAAGUUCACGGUCAGCCUGGAUGUCGUGCUACGCAACGUUCUUUUUUGGAGCUCGGCAAGCCGGUACAUUCCUGGUCGGAGGUGCGGGUGUACGUCGUUCCAGUGUAGUUCAUCAUUCUUCCAGCCACUCAGGGCAAGGCUGGGAUGUCCUCUCGUGACCGGCUGAGGGGAGGCCUAUAGUGAGGAACCUUGGAAGCGGAGGUGCCGUGUGUGAGAUUCAAAAAUCGCCCUCCCUCCGUUGGGUGACUGUUCACUCCGUGUGCCUGCCAACCUUCUCUGGUGCCGCAGGCCAUUGUGAGGCAGGCCAAGAGAGGCAGGAAGCACGAUGUAAAGCACACCGACUUUGCCGUCGCACAGAAGUUGCCACAGGCGUGGUGUGUGCGUCCUUUGGUCACCGACGUGUGGGUGGUUAGGCGCCGACAGCCGGGCCCUCUCAGCCUUGAUGCCUUGCGGCGCAGGCUCUGCCUCAUCGUGUUGGUUGCACAACAG
Molecule: messenger RNA, 2194 nt
Organism: Diaporthe batatas
Lineage: Eukaryota; Fungi; Ascomycota; Sordariomycetes; Diaporthales; Diaporthaceae
Exons: 4
Coding region: 100-888 (262 amino acids)
Biological process (GO): translation
Cellular component (GO): ribosome; cytosolic small ribosomal subunit
Molecular function (GO): structural constituent of ribosome; RNA binding
Source: RefSeq, a predicted model, not a curated record